ACGUUGGACCCAUCAACAAUGAGAAACGACUAAAUUUUGCUGAAAUCAGAACUUCUUAGUCAAAGCCUGAUUCGGUACCGUUUGAACUUCUGUGAGUCGGAGUUUGAUAUCCCUUGAUGAAACCUUCACCUACCGACAUUCAUUUAUGUUCAUCCACGUGUGGCUCAUGAACUUCAAGUGAACUUUUCAGCGAUCCAAGUUGAUCGUGCAUGUUUUUGUAAUGCCUUUCCAGCAGCAUUAUACAAGUCUUCAGGCCGUUGCGUUCACUUCUGAUCCCGCGUUUGUUUCAGUAUUGGUCGAACUCUCAUUCGGAUCGUCUCGGGUGCGCGUCGUCGUCGUCGCCGGAAGGGAUCGCUGCUAGCGAUCGUAAUUUUUUUCGGUAUUUUUGUUUAUGUUCUUUUUUUGGUAAUUAACGGUUUGUUUUCAUGAUUACAAGCGUGCGUUCUGUAGCAAAAGGGGGAAGUCAACGGAUUCCAAAAUCCGCGCCUGCGCCCUCGGUGGCUGUUGGUGGUUAUUUGUGUUGUGUCCUUUAAUUGUGCUCUAUCGUGGGCUGCGAAUCGUUUGUGGGUGCUGUAAGUUCAUGUUUUCAUGGAGAAGAAUCCGUUACCGUCCAACCAGAGUGUUCAAAGUUGGUAGAAAUCGUGUCAAGUGUUCAUAGGGUCACAUAGGGAGUUCCUGAAGAUCCUGAAUCAAGUUCUACAUCCGUUGAAAGCAUUCGAAAGGACGUUCGUAAACAAACGAAUUUCCAGGUGAUGAUGAUUCAUUCUUAGUCCAUUUCCGGAGUUUGCGCAGAGUCAACACGUGGAUUUUGUGAAUGAAAUCCGGUCCCGACGACGCCAGAGUUCUGCCGCCUUCCCCUCUCGAGUUUCCUUGUCUUCAAGCAGUUCUGAUGUCCUUCGGCGAGUUCUACGUUCAAGCCUACAAGUGGUGAUAAAAAAUGUCUUUGUAAUAAUCGAAGAAGCUGUACGAGCCUACAAAAUGUGCGAAUCGUGUCUCGACGGUGGCAUGUAAUUAGGAUGUGAUGUGACCAGUUGAUCUGGAAUCUGGAGAAGUCGUGCGACAACGAGGAAGGAAGAUCUUCAGCGAAGUCUUCAGCAGAAGAAGUUCGCGAGAGUGGAAUAAAGGAAGCAAGGGCUUACGAAAAAAAAAUCGGUCAAGCCACCAGGUAUAAUGUGCAAUAAAUCAGUGGUCAUGGUGGGUCAUGAUGGCACCUCUUCGGAAGGUGGGCGAAAGCCGGGAAGAUGUUGGAGCAACAAAAGCAGAAGUAGCAUCCAAAGUGGAUUCCUGAUUCGUGGAAUAAUCGUUAUUUUUGUUGGUGGAUGCUGCGGCAAGCCGUACCUGCCGGCGCAGUCAGCUGAUAAACUGAACGGUGGAGGAAGCUCGUGGGACUACGAUGAUAGUGUGCAAAAUUAUUUAAUGGAGUUUGGUUACUUGCCCAAAUCGAACAUUGAAACUGGCAACCUUCGGACAAUGGACCAGCUGAGCGAAGCAGUGAAAAGUUUACAGGCCUUUGCCAACCUGGAACCGACGGGGAAGAUUGACGGGGAGACGCGGGAGCUGCUGCGGCGGCCCCGGUGCGGGGCGCCCGACCUGGCCGGGUCGAACGACUUUCUGGCGUCGAACAGCUUGUCGGGCCGAUACCGGAACGGAGGGCGCCGCCAGCGGAGGUUCGUGAUCCAGGGCCAGAAGUGGGACCACCACACCGUUACAUGGAGCUUGGUGAACCAAUCGAUGACCGACCUGGACGCGGGGCAGGUACGCCGGGUUCUGCACGAAGCGUUGGAUCUUUGGGCCCAAAAUGCGAACAUUUCGUUCCGCGAGGUGUACAGCAGCCAGGCCGACAUUCAGGUGUUGUUUGCACGGCAGUUCCACGGGGAUGGAUAUAGGUUCGACGGGCCGGGGAAGAUCUUGGCCCAUGCUUUCUACCCGGGCAGUGGAAUCGGCGGUGAUGCCCACUUUGACGAGGAGGAGACCUGGCUGUUGAACGAACCACUUGGGACGGAUGGGACAAGGUUGUUUGACGUGGCGGUUCAUGAGUUUGGACAUUCGCUGGGUUUGGGUCAUUCAUCGGUUAAGGAGGCCAUUAUGUUCCCGUGGCACCACGUGUCUUACCGCGGGAAAGAUUCCAUCCCGGAAGACGACCGUCACGGCAUUCAGGGCAUCUACGGACCGAAGAAGAAGACCUACGGCCACAAUCCGGAACGCCAUACCACACCAACAACGACGACCACUACAACUACAACCCCUCCUCCCCCACGACGACCUCCAACUCACCGCUACUACCCGUCCAAGAACCAAACCGGCCACCCCUGGCAGGGACUCCACCCGAACAAUCCGUACAACCCGUACAAAACCACCCCGACCUCAACCACCACCACGGAGAUCCCCCGCCGCCGUGUCUACUACCCGGACAAACCACGCCCCGUCGGAACGGACCACCCACAACACAUUCCCACUCCGACCAAGGUCCACCACCAUCACCACCACAACCACCCGGCAACGCGACCUCCCCUCCCAACCCGGCCCAACCCGUGCGACACCAGCUACGACGCCAUCACGCUGAUCCGGAACGAGCUGUUCAUCUUCAAGGAUCGCUACCUUUGGCGAAUAUUCGAGAACGACCUGCACCACCGACCGCCGGCCCUCAUCAGCGAUAUGUUCUACGGGCUGCCGCGGGACUUUGAGCGGAUCGACUCGGUGUACGAGAACAAACACCACAAGAUUGUAUUCUUCGUCGGCAAGCAAUACUACGUCUUCAACUCGCGACAUCCAGAGCCGGGCUACCCGAAACCGUUGACGGCGCUGGGACUGCCAGAGAGCAUCGAGCGGAUUGAUGCGGCCCUCGUGUGGAGCUACAACAACCGGACGUACCUGUACAGUGGGCGGCUGUACUGGAGAUUCGACGAGGACGCGAACCACGUCGAGCUGGACUACCCGCGGGACAUGUCGAUGUGGAAGGGCGUCGGCUACAACAUCGACUCCGCCUUCCAGUACCGGGACGGCAAGACGUACUUCUUCAAGGGCAAGGGCUACUGGCGGUUCAACGAUCUGCGGAUGAGCGUCGACCAGGCCGACCCGCACCCGUCCGCCCCGCACUGGAUGAAGUGCCAGCAGCACAAGGUGCGCGAACCGAUGGUGGACGUCACGACCGAGGACCAGGAGGACGUCAUCACCAGCGGGGUGGCUGGGUUGGGUCCCCGAACUAAGUUGGGCUUCUUUGCGCUAACUGCCUUGCUAGUGGUAGCUAGAUUAAGGGUUUAUUAGGAUAGUUGAAAGGGACGUAAGGAGUGCUACGAACUCCACCAUAGAUUGUAAACUUAAUUAAUACAGGGACCACAAAGUUUGCAAUUUUACACCGAUUAUGCAAUUUCAUGACAUCACCAGCCUUUUUAUCUAAAUAAAAUCAAAUUAAACAUCAAUCUUAGAGAGUGCUCUCACCGUUUUCGAACGUCAAGAUUAUCCCGGAGAUUCCUCAAAGCUCUCUACUUUCUUCAACUGAUCACUGCCACAAGAAGGAGUAUUAGCAAAAGCGCAUUCCACUUCGGUCCCUUUACACUUUUUUGAAUAAAUAAACUAAAAAAAAAUAUUAAAAUAAUUCAUCCAAUAUGCAAUAAAAUAUUCCAAAAUGUGUUUAUCAUUCGAAGCUGCCCACACCAAUUCGAAGGGAAAUCUUGACAACCACUAGCAUUAACACUACAUUUUUUGACUCUUAAGAGCGAGUUUUUCACCGAUGUGAAACAGGUCGUAUCGAGGUGCUCCGAUUUGGAUGAAACUUUCAGCGUUUGUUUGUCUAUGCAUGAGAUGAACUCAUGCCAAAUAUGAGCCCUCUACGACAAAGGGAAGUGGGGUAAAACGGGCAUUGAAGUUUGAGGUCCAAAACACAUGAAAAUUCUUAAAAUUGCUCGCAUUUCCGUAAAACUUCAUCAAUUCCAACUCUCUUAGAUGCAUUCGAAAGGUCUUUUGAAGCCCUUCAAAAUGUGCUAUAGACAUCCAGGAUUGGUUUGACUUUUUCUCAUAGCUUUUGCAAAUUACUGUUAAAAAUGGAUUUUUUUAAAACCUCAAUAACUUUUGGCAACAGCCUCCAACACCCAUACUCCCAUAGGUCAAAAGUUAGGGAAUUUCAUGGACUAUAAGCCUACGGUAUUAACUUUUUGGCCAAUCGCAGUUUUUCUCAUAGUUUUUCGAUUUUUCUAGAACAAACAUUUUACAACGUUAGUUUUUGCCCUGUAGGCUCCCAUAGCGGCACUUUUUGGUCUCAAUUUUGUCAUAUUCGGAAUCCUCGGUCAAUUUCACGUAAGUUAGAAGUAUUGGAGUUGUAAUUUUGAUUUAAAAAAUAAUUAAAUAAAACAUUUUUGAAAAAAGAAAUAGAUCUUAUUUACCCUGUGAUCAAUACGUCAAAUGCUGUAUCAAGUAGGCGAAAACUUGUUUACCCCUAAUCCGACAAAAUUCUAAAUAAUAUUUUAAUUAAUUCUAAAUGGCAUUUUUUCCAAUCAAAUUCAAAAUUCCAACACCUCAAUCUAAUGUAAAAUUUUCUGAGGAUUCCGAAUAUUUCAAUUGAGACCAAAAAGUGCCGCUAUGGAGGCCUACAGAGCAAAAACUAACGUUGUAAAAUGUUUGUUCUAGAAAAAUCGAAAAACUAUGAGAAAAACUGCGAUUGGCCAAAAAGUUAAUACCGUAGGCUUAUAGUCCAUGAAAUUCCCUAACUUUUGACCUAUGGGAGUAUGGGUGUUGGAGGCUGUUGCCAAAAGUUAUUGAGGUUUUAAAAAAAUCCAUUUUUAACAGUAAUUUGCAAAAGCUAUGAGAAAAAGUCAAACCAAUCCUGGAUGUCUAUAGCACAUUUUGAAGGGCUUCAAAAGACCUUUCGAAUGCAUCUAAGAGAGUUGGAAUUGAUGAAGUUUUACGGAAAUGCGAGCAAUUUUAAGAAUUUUCAUGUGUUUUGGACCUCAAACUUCAAUGCCCGUUUUACCCCACUUCCCUUUGUCGUAGAGGGCUCAUAUUUGGCAUGAGUUCAUCUCAUGCAUAGAAAAACAAACGCUGAAAGAUUCAUCCAAAUCGGAGCAACUCGAUACGACCUCUAGAACAAACCGAGCAGAAUCUACAAAUACUGCCUCUUAAGUGAUCAAAAAACACAAUUCAGAAUUUAUUGCAGCAAUAGAAAAGAAGAAACAUCCCAAAUAAUAAAAUAAAUAUAAAUAAAGAAAAUUUAAAUCGAAAUCGAACAAGCAUAAUAAAUAAAAUAAAAUAUUCAUGAACCCACGAAGAAAACAUUUUGUUGCCUUAAAUAAAGUAAAAAAAAAUGCAAUCGGUGAAUUAACCCUUUGCUUCCUUAAAAAGAUUUGCGUAGAAUUAUUUUUAUUUAAUAAAUACUGUAAAAAAAGCAAAAUAAUCUAAGCGCCAGAAACGCUUCACACAAUGGUUAAAAAAAAGUCUCAAAAAGCAAGCAUGUAAAAAUCAAACCACGUACUUUAACGAAACUGUAAGCCUAAGUAGUAAAGCAAAAUUUUAAUUUCAUAUUCCAAUAAGUUCAGCCGGGCCCCCACUGUGAUACGUGUGCGCGAUGAAUACGGAUGUAAUGUUAGGGAAAUUUGACUUGUAAACACUGAGGAAGAGAUUGUGGUUUUAGACUGAAGUGAAUAAAUUAUUAAAUUAAAAAAUAUCAAUAUUCAACCACAACGAAGAAAACACUGUUUGCAAAUUGAGUUUCUUUAAUUUUAUGGUAAGUUGUUAGAAACUUGCUUGCACUCGCGGCCUCGAUUAGAAUGAUUUAGUUUGAAAUUUUAAGUGAUAAGUUAUGCUAAAUUGAUUCAAGUAAACUGAAGAACUUCUUUUAUACAAUUGGUUGUAGCGAUAUUUGAUAGUUAUAAAUAAAUUCAAUUGUAAUAGAUAA
This is a messenger RNA of Culex pipiens pallens (northern house mosquito), 5887 nucleotides long. RefSeq names its product matrix metalloproteinase-2 (gene Mmp2). Gene Ontology annotation, molecular function: metalloendopeptidase activity; zinc ion binding. Lineage: Eukaryota; Metazoa; Arthropoda; Insecta; Diptera; Culicidae. Gene Ontology annotation, biological process: collagen catabolic process; extracellular matrix organization; proteolysis. The transcript is spliced from 6 exons. The record is from RefSeq and is a predicted model, not a curated record. Bases 1171 to 3264 code for a protein of 697 amino acids. Gene Ontology annotation, cellular component: extracellular matrix.